AUGUGCUGCAGAGAGGCGCUGGAGGAUACAGCUGCAGAGAGGCACUGGAGGAUACAGCUGCAGAGAGGCGCUGGAGGAUACAGCUGCAGAGAGGCGCUGGAGGAUACAGCUGCAGAGAGGCACUGGAGGAUACAGCUGCAGAGAGGCGCUGGAGGAUACAGCUGCAGAGAGGCGCUGGAGGAUACAGCUGCAGAGAGGCGCUGGAGGAUACAGCUGCAGAGAGGCACUGGAGGAUACAGCUGCAGAGAGGCGCUGGAGGAUACAGCUGCAGAGAGGCACUGGAGGAUACAGCUGCAGAGAGGCACUGGAGGAUACAGCUGCAGAGAGGCGCUGGAGGAUACAGCUGCAGAGAGGCACUGGAGGAUACAGCUGCAGAGAGGCGCUGGAGGAUACAGCUGCAGAGAGGCGCUGGAGGAUACAGCUGCAGAGAGGCACUGGAGGAUACAGCUGCAGAGAGGCGCUGGAGGAUACAGCUGCAGAGAGGCGCUGGAGGAUACAGCUGCAGAGAGGCACUGGAGGAUACAGCUGCAGAGAGGCACUGGAGGAUACAGCUGCAGAGAGGCGCUGGAGGAUACAGCUGCAGAGAGGCACUGGAUGAUACAGCUGCAGAGAGGCACUGGAGGAUACAGCUGCAGAGAGGCACUAGAGGAUACAGCUGCAGAGAGGCACUGGAGGAUACAGCUGCAGAGAGGCACUGGAGGAUACAGCUGCAGAGAGGCACUGGAGGAUACAGCUGCAGAGAGGCACUGGAGGAUACAGCUGCAGAGAGGCACUGGAGGAUACAGCUGCAGAGAGGCGCUGGAGGAUACAGCUGCAGAGAGGCACUGGAGGAUACAGCUGCAGAGAGGCGCUGGAGGAUACAGCUGCAGAGAGGCACUGGAGGAUACAGCUGCAGAGAGGCACUGGAGGAUACAGCUGCAGAGAGGCGCUGGAGGAUACAGCUGCAGAGAGGCACUGGAGGAUACAGCUGCAGAGAGGCGCUGGAGGAUACAGCUGCAGAGAGGCGCUGGAGGAUACAGCUGCAGAGAGGCACUGGAGGAUACAGCUGCAGAGAGGCGCUGGAGGAUACAGCUGCAGAGAGGCGCUGGAGGAUACAGCUGCAGAGAGGCGCUGGAGGAUACAGCUGCAGAGAGGCACUGGAGGAUACAGCUGCAGAGAGGCGCUGGAGGAUACAGCUGCAGAGAGGCACUGGAGGAUACAGCUGCAGAGAGGCACUGGAGGAUACAGCUGCAGAGAGGCGCUGGAGGAUACAGCUGCAGAGAGGCACUGGAGGAUACAGCUGCAGAGAGGCGCUGGAGGAUACAGCUGCAGAGAGGCGCUGGAGGAUACAGCUGCAGAGAGGCACUGGAGGAUACAGCUGCAGAGAGGCGCUGGAGGAUACAGCUGCAGAGAGGCGCUGGAGGAUACAGCUGCAGAGAGGCACUGGAGGAUACAGCUGCAGAGAGGCACUGGAGGAUACAGCUGCAGAGAGGCGCUGGAGGAUACAGCUGCAGAGAGGCACUGGAUGAUACAGCUGCAGAGAGGCACUGGAGGAUACAGCUGCAGAGAGGCACUAGAGGAUACAGCUGCAGAGAGGCACUGGAGGAUACAGCUGCAGAGAGGCACUGGAGGAUACAGCUGCAGAGAGGCACUGGAGGAUACAGCUGCAGAGAGGCGCUGGAGGAUACAGCUGCAGAGAGGCACUGGAGGAUACAGCUGCAGAGAGGCACUGGAGGAUACAGCUGCAGAGAGGCACUGGAGGAUACAGCUGCAGAGAGGUGCUGGAGGAUACAGCUGCAGAGAGGCACUGGAGGAUACAGCUGCAGAGAGGCGCUGGAGGAUACAGCUGCAGAGAGGCACUGGAGGAUACAGCUGCAGAGAGGUGCUGGAGGAUACAGCUGCAGAGAGGCACUGGAGGAUACAGCUGCAGAGAGGUGCUGGAGGAUACAGCUGCAGAGAGGCACUGGAGGAUACAGCUGCAGAGAGGCGCUGGAGGAUACAGCUGCAGAGAGGCACUGGAGGAUACAGCUGCAGAGAGGUGCUGGAGGAUACAGCUGCAGAGAGGCACUGGAGGAUACAGCUGCAGAGAGGCACUGGAGGAUACAGCUGCAGAGAGGCACUGGAGGAUACAGCUGCAGAGAGGCACUGGAGGAUACAGCUGCAGAGAGGCACUGGAGGAUACAGCUGCAGAGAGGUGCUGGAGGAUACAGCUGCAGAGAGGCACUGGAGGAUACAGCUGCAGAGAGGCGCUGGAGGAUACAGCUGCAGAGAGGCACUGGAGGAUACAGCUGCAGAGAGGUGCUGGAGGAUACAGCUGCAGAGAGGCACUGGAGGAUACAGCUGCAGAGAGGCACUGGAGGAUACAGCUGCAGAGAGGCACUGGAGGAUACAGCUGCAGAGAGGCACUGGAGGAUACAGCUGCUGCACUGUUCUGCAGCUACGGCCUCUCUACACCAACACGGAACAGAACUACUGCUUUACUCUGAGAUCAUUUACAAACACACAUCUAUAGCAUCAGAGCACAGCCUACGGAGUCGUGCUGACAGCGUUAACCGCCACAGCGUUAACCGCCACAGCGUUAACCGUCACAGCGUUAACCGCCACAGCGUUAACCGCCACAGCGUUAACCGCCACAGCGUUAACCGCCACAGCGUUAACCGCCACAGCGUUAACCGUCACAGCGUUAACCGCCACAGCGUUAACCGUCACAGCGUUAACCGCCACAGCGUUAACCGCCACAGCGUUAACCGUCACAGCGUUAACCGUCACAGCGUUAACCGUCACAGCGUUAACCGCCACAGCGUUAACCGCCACAGCGUUAACCGCCACAGCGUUAACCGCCACAGCGUUAAAUAA
Messenger RNA from Knipowitschia caucasica, 2835 nucleotides. The record is from the annotation of a GenBank genome assembly. NCBI's taxonomy places the organism in Eukaryota, Metazoa, Chordata, Actinopteri, Gobiiformes, Gobiidae.